CAGUUUAGUCAUUGCAGACAAGUCAGGGUAAAUUUGUUACUUUCAACUACUAUUUUCCCAGAAGUUAUUGAAGAAAGAGAGAAUGUUGUCAGGCCAAUGUGGCCGACACGCCGUACGGGCUGUUCCUCCUCGGCGACGACGUCGUUUAGCUGAGGCCCGGCUUCGACCUGCUGAUAAACUAAUCACCAAAUGCAAGAAAAGAUAAAAAAGAUCAUCACAAGAAGUGAAAAAACUGUCGGGAAUCGGGUCAGAACUUAUCAUCGUACUACCCUCUGAAUCCAAGACUUCCCUUUCUUGGAAAAUCCAAAAACCCACCAAAGGACAAAGAGAAACGAACAUGUUGUUCUUGUUUUGUUUUGCUGAGCUUGAACAUUUGCUGUUCUUUAAAACCUGUGUAACUGGGAGUACAGGAAAAGUCAAACAAUUUGCAGUCCUUUUGAUUCAGUAGCGUUGACCCGUCGUGAGUGUGACCACACCAUACGACUUUACUAUUUCUUCAACAAGUUGAGAGAAGUCCCAUUUAAGCAAUUAUUUACUCGUUUUGGUUGGUUGGGAGUGAGCACUGGUGAUGUAGGUGUGGUGGGUUUCAAGAUUUUCGAGUUAGUUUUAUGGGAUUGCUUGCUCAGGUUUUUUCCUUUUGUUUAUUUCUUGGUGGGCUGUAAUAACAUAGACUACAUAGUCUACAACGUAAAAUAUAGAUUUAUGAAUUAAAGAUUGUUGUUUGGUGAAGAAAUUUGGAGCUGGGAAAAUAAAGAAAAGAAAAUGACGGUAGCUUCAGAUGUACGGUUGGUGCGUUGUCCCAAGUGUGAAAAUCUUCUCUCGGAGCUCCCUGACUUCUCCCUCUACCAGUGUGGUGGCUGCGGUGCUGUUCUCAAAGCUAAAAAGAACGGGUUUCCGGGAGAUGGAUCACUGAAGAUGUCUGAUGUAGAGGAUAUUGGAACUUCUGAGGCAGGCAAUAUAUCUAAUAUUUCUGAGGUUCCCAUGGAAAGUGCAGAUGUAAUUGAGAGAGGUCAAGUAGUGUAUAUCCAUAAUGAAAGAAUGGCUUCCAACGGUAGUUCCAUAUCACAAGCUGAAAGCGCAGAUGUACUAUCUAGUUCCAAUGCAAGGAAGAAAGGAAAAGAAACGAUGAGAAGAAGGGAGGACUUAGAUGAUGAGUACAGUUCAUAUUCUCAGGGAGUUCAUAACAGAAAUGAGGGCAGAAAUGGUGAGUUGAAAGUGGAUAGGCCAGAAUAUGUAACUGUUCACAGUGAAAAGACCUUUUAUAAUAUCAGGCCUCCAAUUGAGUCAUUAAGGUCAAGGCAUUUUACAGACAUGCAGGGUGUGAAAAGUAAAGGGACGUCGAGUUACAACACAAACUAUUAUUACGAACAGGGUGACAGGGGAAGAUAUCUGGAUCACGACUGGAAUGGGCUUUCUAUGGUUGAGAAAUCAGAGAAUGGUCGAGCAGAGCUCCUAAGGAAACUUGAUGAGUUGACGGAUCAACUUAGUCGUUCUUGUGAGGUGACAGAGAGAUCCAAGGGAAGGAUUGGAACUAAUCAGAGGAUGGGUUCUCCAACUCUCCCUGAUCCUUAUCCCAGGCAUCAUGCUGCUUAUCUUCAAGAAGGCUUGACUAGUUCACAUGGUGAAAACAAGCAACAACUUUGCCCAGAUGAUAUUUCGGCCGCCUAUUUAAGCCAAAAUCCUGGAUUUUUUCCUUAUAGAGAUGGGUAUGGCCCAAGUUUGCAGGAACCCACACAUCCUCUAAGAGGACACCCUUAUGAGUUCCAGGGUUAUGCUGAUACACCUCAGCAAGAAAUGUUUCAGAGGCUGCAUCACCAACCGCAAUCUCAAUAUAUGUAUUGGCCCCAUAAUGAGAAUUCUCAUGGUUUCUAUGACCGUGUCAAUCACCACCUCCUUAUGUUACACCCACAUGAAAACUAUUUUCACCAGCCGGCUUGCUCUUGUGUUCACUGCUAUAAUAAGUAUUGGCAUUUGCCUCCUAAGAUUGGUCCCUCUGGUUUGCAUGAUCAAAGGUCUCAAAAUGAACCUUCAAAUCCAAAUUAUCAUCACCAUCUCACUCCUGUUCAACACGGACCACGGGGUUAUGGUUCCGGACGCUCCAGGUUGCAUACUUCGUAUUCUCAACAACCCCUAACUUUGAGUUCAAAUGACGUGGAUUCUGAAAAUGAACUUAAUCACCAACGUCCUCGGAAGGUAGUCGUAGCUCAUCGGAGUGGGAAAGUAUGUCAACCAAUUGCAGGUGGUGCUCCUUUCAUAGCAUGCUCUAACUGCUUUGAGUUACUCAAACUCUCACGAAAACACAUCUCACUGGCAAAGAACCAACAAAAAAUGAAAUGUGGGGCCUGUUCUUCAAUAAUCUUGUUAGAACUUGGGAAUAAGGGUUUUAGCAUGUCAGUUUCUGCACAUGUCAGCCAUGUGCCAACUGAGAUUGAAGACGGCUCUAGUGUGAUAGUUGAUGAAAAUGGGAAAAUUUUGCAUGGUGGUUCAAAUGGAGGCAACAGGACUGCUUGCUCUGAUGAUUAUGAUGAUUCUGUGCCUCAGUUUCCAGCGGACCAGAAAUCAAAUUCUGGCGAGUCUGAGAAGUUGUUGGGUCAUCUUUCUUCGACUUUGACUGUCUCUGAGGAUGAGAAAAUCCCAGAAAACUUAGCAUCUAAAAAAUAUAGUUCUCUGUCUGCAGAGCCACAGUUAACAGAAGUCGAGUCUUUUCAGCAUCCUGAUUUCCCUUCCGUGCAAUGCCCUGAGCAUUGUUGUGAUGAUGUUGUUGUCAGCCGAUUUGACAAGGGAAACAAAAGUAAACGAUCGAAGUUUGACCAGAGUACCUCCGAGCAUAAUUCUGUAAACAAUCCAGCAGUAGCAACUGAGAUCGACAUGUCCUUAAAUGAAUUUUCAAACAGCUGUGUAUCCCAGGAGUCUAUGGACAAAAGUGGAGAAGCUCAUCCAAUGGUUAACAAAGGAAGGGACUCUUUAUUUACAGGUCUUAUUAAAAAGGGCUUCAAAGACUUCACAAAAUCUAAGCAAAAUGUGGAAGUUGGUGGAUCAGAAGUUUUUGUCAACGGGCGCUUAAUACCAGAUCAUCUAGUUAAGAAGGCUGAAAAGCUAGCUGGGCCUGUUCAACCCGGAGAGUACUGGUACGAUAUCCAAGCUGGAUUUUGGGGUGUGAUGGGCCAUCCUUGUCUGGGCAUUGUUAUGCCAAAUAUCGAGGAAUUCAAUUAUCCCAUGCCAGAGAACUGCGCUGCUGGAAACACAGGGGUCUUUGUCAACGGGCGUGAACUUCACCAGAAAGAUUUAGACUUGCUUGUCAGCCGAGGUCUUCCGAAAACAAGACACAAGUCUUAUCUCAUUGAGAUUUCAGGGAAAGUGGUCGACGAGCAAAGCGGGGAAGAACUAGACAGCCUCGGCAAACUUGCAACGACCGUUGAGAGGGCGAAGCAUGGAUUCGGUAUGAGAGUUCCGAGAUUUAUUGCUCAAUCCCAGAGUUAGCUGAAAGUGCUACAUUCUUGCCAACUUCUGCACAUAGUAACAGUUCUAUCUCCCAGAGCACAUUAUGCAUCAUAACUCGUACCUUCCGGGGCAACACAUCAGUCCGGAAGUUGCUGUAAAUGCUUUCCGUUAGUUCCGGAAACAAUGAAUUUGUAUUUACUGCAAUUUCAGGCAUGAAACCACCCGAUGUAUUUCCAACUCAAUGUGUGUGGCUGUUUUGGUUUUAUUUCUUGGUUCUCAGCAAUUUGCAAAGAUGGCUGCAGGCUUAUGGACGCAGUUGCUGGGAUGCCUUUGAACAGAUUGAUUGAUGUAUUCAUGGUUUGAUGACAACGUUGUUGGUGACACACAGUUGGGAACUUUUAUUACAAGUUGAUAUUACAUCUCA
This is a messenger RNA of Sesamum indicum (sesame), 3865 nucleotides long. Lineage: Eukaryota; Viridiplantae; Streptophyta; Magnoliopsida; Lamiales; Pedaliaceae. The record is from RefSeq and is a predicted model, not a curated record.